AUGUCUGGGUAUUCCGCAAUGAGUUUUUUCGCGAUCGAAAUCGCAGGGUCUAGCUGGUCUUGCACACAGAAAAUAAUCUCGAGCAUCGAUUUGGGGUAUUUUUGCAAAAAGGACGAUCUCAGGCACGUUUCCAAUUCUGGAUCGAUGCCCUUUAAUGGUCUCAAAAUGGUGACACCUUCGCAUGCAGAGGACUCUGACUCAGAUAACGACCUGGAUCUCGAUUUUUUGGUGAACUUGAACAGGAUGGUGAAGAAACCGUUGUAUGCCACGGCGAUGACAAUCAAAUACCAAACGAAAAACAAAUCUGCAAACAGGAACACCGUCCAAGACGGGUCUGUGGAGGUUGUAGUCUCCAUGAAAGUGUGA
Ogataea philodendri is the source of this 366-nucleotide messenger RNA. RefSeq lists its product as uncharacterized. The transcript has a single exon. Bases 1 to 366 code for a protein of 121 amino acids. The record is from RefSeq and is a predicted model, not a curated record. Lineage: Eukaryota; Fungi; Ascomycota; Pichiomycetes; Pichiales; Pichiaceae.